Phyllostomus discolor (pale spear-nosed bat) is the source of this 3790-nucleotide messenger RNA. RefSeq names its product extracellular matrix protein 2 (gene ECM2). Gene Ontology annotation, cellular component: extracellular matrix. The transcript is spliced from 10 exons. NCBI's taxonomy places the organism in Eukaryota, Metazoa, Chordata, Mammalia, Chiroptera, Phyllostomidae. Gene Ontology annotation, molecular function: heparin binding; collagen V binding; protein binding. Gene Ontology annotation, biological process: positive regulation of cell-substrate adhesion; extracellular matrix organization. Bases 378 to 2444 code for a protein of 688 amino acids. The record is from RefSeq and is a predicted model, not a curated record.
GAUUUCUUAAUUAAGUUUCUUUUUUGUGCUUCCAACGUUGCCUUCUCAGCCUACAGACUAAAGUGACCUGUUUUCUCCCUUCGCUGCUGCUUUCGACUUUUCCUGUGAUUUAGAAAAACUGUUUCCCCUGGUAACCAUUUUUCCUGGUUACUCUCUUGGCUGAUUUUCUGCACAAAGAACUGAAAGGCAUUUAUCCCCUAGGGAAGCAGUUACUUUAGAGUUUGCUAAGAAGUCAGUUAACAUUUUUCAACAUUCCAUUCUGUUCUUUGUUUCAAAGAAAGCUCUGGUUUUGUUUCAUUUUCAGCUGGAGACUUAAAUGACACCAAGCAAAGCCUACUUAGUUUAGAUUUCCAGAAACUGAAUGGUGAAAAACCAGCAUGAAGUUUGCAAGUUUGUUUUUGUUUUUUCUGCUUAUCAUUUUGCAAACUGAUUUUGGACAAAAUGAUAAAAAUCCUGGGAAGCAAAGAAAGAUGUGUAACAGAAGACUGAAGAAAAUUUCUUCACCUAUGCACAGAUCCAGUAGACAGCUUAGAAUACAGCAAAUAAUGAUGGUGACACCAGCAGCAAAACUUCCCAUGGAUAACUUGGAUUAUAGCACAGAGAAGUUUGAAUCCUUUUUAAGUUUUCUUGGAGUAGAAUCAAGCUAUAACGUACUACCAGGAAAGAAGGGACACUGUUUGGUAAAUGGAAUGACCAUGUACAACAAAGCCGUAUGGUCUCCUGAGCUCUGCACUACCUGCCUCUGCUCAAAUGGAAGAGUGCUUUGUGAUAAAACCAUGUGCCAUCCUCAGAGGUGCCCCCAAACAAUUAUACCUGAAGGAGAAUGCUGCCCAGUCUGCUCUGAUACCGUCUCUUACCUGCUACUCAGUGAUAGAGCAUUAAAUGACAGAACUGAAUUUUCUGGUGAUUCUUCAGAACAAGGAGAAACUACUAACUUACUUCAUAAGCAACGUCCACCACCUCGGGUGGAAAUGGAUCAAGCAUUGAGAAAAGAGGAACUUCAAUUUGAGGAGUCUAAUGAAGAAAUUAAAGAAAAUGAAGAUAGAAAGCAAAAGAUCCCUGGAACUGGAGAUGGGGAGAGACUUACCACUGAGAGGCAGAGCAGAGAAGGGGCAGAGCAGAGACUUGCAGAGGAGGGGAGGCAGACCCAUCAUCAUGGAAGCACAGCAAGACAGGAGGAGGAGGAGAAUGAAGAGGAGGACUACAAGGAUGAGUAUGAGACCAUUAGAGAUAUAGUCAGGAUUCCACCUCGACUCCCUGUCCCUGCUCCUCCCAGACGCAUGCCACCUCUGCCAAGUGGGUGCUCUUUGUCCUACAGGACCAUCAGCUGCAACAGUGUUAACCUCACACAGAUACCACCACUAACAGCACCAGAGGUAACAAGUCUGGAGCUCCCUGGCAAUUCCAUCGUCUCUAUUCCAGAUGAAGCAUUUAAUGGAUUACCAAAUUUGGAAAGGCUUGAUUUGAGCAAAAAUAAUAUCACUUCUUCAGGCAUAGGUCCAAACGCACUCAAGCUUCUGAAGAAGUUAGUAUACUUAAAUAUGGAUGGAAACAAUUUAGUAGAGAUUCCUUCGGAACUACCAUCUACAUUAGAAGAACUUAAAAUCAAUGAGAACAAUCUUCGGGCUAUUGAUGAAGAAAGUUUAUCAGAUUUAAAUCAAUUGGUCACCUUAGAACUGGAAGGGAACAAUCUCAGUGAAACCAAUGUCAAUCCUUUAGCUUUCACACCUUUGAAGAGCCUAUCCUACCUACGUCUGGGAAGAAAUAAAUUUAGAAUUAUACCACAGGGUCUUCCUACUUCUCUUGAGGAAUUAUACCUAGAAAAUAACCAAAUUGAAGAAAUAACUGAAAUUUGUUUCAAUCAUACCAGAAAUAUCAAUGUCAUUGUACUAUGUUAUAAUAAAAUUGAAGAAAAUAGGAUUGCUCCUUUGGCCUGGAUAAACCAAGAAAAUCUAGAAUCAAUUGACCUUUCCUACAACAAGCUCUACCAGGUCCCCUCCUACCUCCCCAAGUCUCUGCUGCACCUCGUGCUCUUGGGAAACAAGAUUGAGCGCAUCCCUGGCUACGUGUUUGGCCACAUGCAGCCAGGCCUGGAAUACCUGUACCUAUCAUUCAACAAACUCUCUGAUGAUGGCGUGGACCGAGUCUCCUUCUACGGGGUUUAUCAUUCUCUGAGAGAGCUGUUUCUGGAUUACAAUGACUUAAAAUCGAUACCACCAGGGGUUCAGGAAAUGAAAGCACUACAUUUCUUGAGGUUGAACAACAACAAGAUACGCAAUAUUCUUCCAGAACAAAUUUGCAGUACUGAAGAAGACGAUGAUUCAACACUGGAAUAUCUUCAUCUUGAAAACAAUUAUAUUAAAACAGAAGAAAUAUCGCCCUAUGCAUUUUCAUGCAUAAGAUCAUAUUCAAGUAUCAUUCUUAAACCACAGAAUAUGAAGUAAUUCUACAUUUUCCUUUGUCAUUUAUAAACUGUAUUUAUAUAUUUGUUGUAGUAGUAUUUAUCAUCAAUGAGAGAGAUAUCAUGUCAUGUUAUACUCAGUAUCAUUAUGCUAGUCUACCUGAUUAAUGAAUCUAGAGAUGAACAACCAAAAAUAUAUCUAGAAAGUUUAAUCUUCUAGAGCUUGUAGCUAAGUUUUCAGUUUCAUAUUCCAGAAAGAAGCCAUUUCAUUGCAAAGUUUUUCAGUUGGGAAUAAGAUGUUACAUACUGCUGAGUGUGAGUGAAGGAAUCUGGAGCAAAAUAAGCAUGUCCUUUACAAUUAACCUGUGAGUAUUGUUGGGAACCCCUUAAGUACAUUUAAAAAUUAUGUAUGCUAUGGUUCCAGACCAAGGAAUGAAUGGGAGAAAAAAAUUAUACAAAAAAUUCAUGAAUGGGUGUUAUUAUUCUAAAGUUAAAACAAUAAUUUAUUAAUUUUCUUUAAGAGCAUAUGCUAUCAUUAUUGGUAUAAAUAUACAUAAAUAUUGAGUUAGCUUUAGUUCCUCCUAUUAAUUACAUGUGUGAAAUUAAAAUACUAUUGUAAUCUUAAUUUCCUGGUUUUGAGAAUUGUACUAUGGGGUAUUUAUGGGAUUUUUAAUAUAGGGGAAGCUGGGAGAAGGGUUCAUGUCAGUUCUAUACUAUUUUAAAAAUUUUCUGUAAGUAUAAAAGGAGUAGCAGUAUAUUUAGAUCACCCUUAUUAUUCUUUAUUCAAGAUCAAAGUGUUUUAUGGAAAGCAGUGGAGUUUGCUUAAAGGAAGUUAAUUAUCCUUAACUAUACAUGAGCAAAUGUAAACCUAUUACUGCAUGAGCUUUUGAAAAUUUUUGCUCCAUUGGUCAUUUUAGCACCUAUCUUCUUUGCCCUAGUUUGCUCAAGUGUAUAUAUUCUUUUACUCAGCUCAAUAAAGCUAUUAAUAUUUACUACAUUUUGGAUACUACCACAACUAUACAUUAGAAUUUUCAUUACAUAAUGUUAUUUUAUCUGUAUUUCUAAAGUAAUUUAUAACAGACACAUAGAGAAAUUGUGUUGACUUUUCUUGUUACUAUCAGUUUUGUGUCUUGAAUAACACCAGACUAAGAAAUUAAGUCCCACUCUGGGACUUAAGGCACCAGACUGCCCAACUUAAGACAUCAUUGGGAAGGUUAUGCUAAUCUUUCGAACUUUAGUUAUUUAAUCUUUUAAUAGUUCACUCACCAUCCUUAUAGCCUUCCAGCCUUACUUCACAGGGGUGUUAUGAGAACCACAGAAUGAAAAGCAUCUGGAAAAUGUAGAAUACAUGAGUGUACUUAUUACUACCAACUUUUCAUGUAAAAUUGA